GGUUAGAGAGCACGCCUCAGCACUUCAAGCACCUGAAGAUCUGCAGUCAGUCGCGGUUGCUGAUGAGCUCUGGUUUGGCAGUGGUUUGUGCUUGAAGGCUGGAUGUCUUCUGAAGAUCUGGACUACAGGACGAGGACGAGUUUUCAUUCAAACUAAUUCUCCAACAUGGAAAUAGAAAAUUUGGUGCAGAACAGUGCACUUAUUAAAGCCAGAGAAGAUGGCGGGAGCAAAGCCCGCAGCUGGAAAUGGAGGGAAAUGCUGCGCUUCCCAAACAUCAGCGAGUGCCAGGAUCUGGCCGCCACUAUCGAGCGGGAUUACUACAGUCUCUGCGUAAAGCAGCCAAUCGGCAAGGAACUCUUUCAGCAGUACUGUUGGACUCGGCAGGACCUGCAGAACUGCAUGAUUCUGCUGAGUGAUCUGGACUCGUACGACAUGCAGGCAGACGAGGAAAGGAUGGAAUUGGGCCUGAGCAUCGUCAAGAGAUUCCUCGCGCCGCAGUCCAACAUGUGCAUCCCCUUCCUGUUGAAGUUUGAGGAAACCUGCAAGCGGGAUGUGAACUUCGAUCCCUACGUCUUUUACCCCUGCAAGGAAGAGCUGCACAGAUUCCUGAGCCAGGAGCCCUUCAAACAGUACCAGAACAGCAUGUUCUUUGAACGAUUUCUGCAGUGGAAGAUGCUGGAGAGGAAGCCGAUCACGAAGAAACUUUUCAGACAGUACCGGCUGCUGGGCAAAGGCGGGUUCGGAGAGGUGUGGGCUUGUCAGGUACGAACCACAGGUAUGAUGUACGCCUGCAAAAAGCUGGACAAAGGACGCGUGAAGAAGAGAAGAGGCGAGAAAUUGGCUCUCAACGAGAAGGAGCUACUGGAGGAGGUGGACAGUCGAUUCGUGGUGAACCUGGCGUACGCCUACGAGACGAAGCACACUCUGUGCAUGGUCCUGACCAUGAUGAGCGGCGGAGACCUGAAGUUUCACAUCUACAACAUGAAGCAAAAACUGGACAAACACAGAGUGUGCUUCUACGCCGCAGAGGUUUGCUGCGGUCUCACUCACCUCCACGAAAAGUCAAUCGCCUACAGGGAUCUGAAACCAGAGAACAUUCUCCUGGAUGACAAAGGACACAUCCGCAUCUCUGAUCUGGGCUUGGCCGUGAAGCUAUCUGAGGGAAGGCUGGUGCGGGGGACGGUGGGCACAGUGGGCUACAUGGCUCCUGAGGUGAUCAGCGGUGAUAAAUACGGUUUGUGCGUGGACUGGUGGGGCCUCGGCUGCCUGAUUUACGAGAUGACUGCAGCAAAGCCUCCUUUCAAAGGUCGAAAAGAGAACGUGAUGAGGCAAGAGCUGGAGAUGAGGAUCACGAAAGAACAGGAGACGUACGAUGAGAGGUUCAGCGACGAGGUGAAGAACAUCUGCACUGCGCUGUUGAAGAAAAACCCCAAAGAAAGGCUGGGCUGCUCGGGUUCCGGAGGGAGGGACGUCAAGGCUCACCCGUUUUUUCAGGAGAUCAACUUCCGGAUGCUGGAGGCAGGAUUGAUCGAGGCGCCCUUUAAACCGGAUCCCAGGCAUGUGUACUGCAGCGACGUGCAGGACAUCGAUGAGUUUUCUACGGUGAGAGGGGGUGUUCACACAGAGAAGGACGACCAGUUUUACCAGAAAUUCAACACGGGAAGCGUUUCCUUGUCCUGGCAAAAUGAGAUGAUAGAGAGCGGAUGUUUCAAAGAGCUGAAUGUUUUUGGGCCGGGAGGAAAGCGUACCCCAGACCUUGUGUGGUCGGACACCGCAAACAAAGAGCCCAGUUCCAGACGGGGUCAACGGGGUCAACAGGGUCUGUUUCGCAAACUUUUCCACAAACGGCAUCCCUCAGACUCGGAUGUGGAGAGCAGACAGAAGCUACAGCCCAGAGAAGACGCAGCGAACCCAGAGUUCAUCAGCGCGACGCUCUGAAGGAAAAAAGCUUGUAGCAACGCUGCAAGAGAACAGUCGUUUUUUUGGCAGGUUGGUUUGGAUUUGCACUGCCCCAUCCUCCAAACACUCCAGCGCCUGUUCCUCUAAUGCCUUAAAGGAGAGUACUGGUAUUUUAUAUAGCUUCUGAAAGCUUUUUUCUAUCCUACAUGUUAGCGUUUGAGUUGUUUUUAAAUCCUAUUGUGUCCGUUUGAAGAUCUGUGAUGAUACAAAAUGAAUAAACUGAUUUUUUUCUGGUCA
Molecule: messenger RNA, 2196 nt
Organism: Oryzias latipes (Japanese medaka)
Lineage: Eukaryota; Metazoa; Chordata; Actinopteri; Beloniformes; Adrianichthyidae
Gene: grk5
Product: G protein-coupled receptor kinase 5
Biological process (GO): protein phosphorylation; signal transduction; regulation of signal transduction
Cellular component (GO): cytoplasm
Molecular function (GO): G protein-coupled receptor kinase activity; ATP binding
Source: RefSeq, a predicted model, not a curated record